CUACGUUUAGGUUUGUCCGCGCACUAUACAACAGGCAACGGCUGCCAAACGCCCGGCACACGCCGCCGACGCGUCGCGUACACCACCGUUGCACUGCCCGCGGCAGCUGAUCGGCCGCGCGCCGCCCGCGCACCGCGCGAGACAGCACAGGUCCGGCAACUACCGGAAAAGGCUGCCCGACGCGCACCAAUGAUGCGGCGCAACCUCUCGGAGGGCAGCGACGAGAGCCCGCGCGACGUCCAGCAGCUCGAGGCCACGGAGCGCCGCCUCGCGCGGCGCCUCCAGCUCCUCGACGAGUUGAAAGCGAGAGACCUCCACGAGUGCAGCUGGACGGGCGACGCGCGGCUCGUCGCGGCCCAUCUAGAUGAUGCAGCUAGGAAAGGAGGCCUGCGCGCGCGCAAGGAUGUGAAAGCGGCGCGCAAGAAGUUGCGCGCGUUGGAACGCGAGGCGGACGCGAUGGCCCGGCGCCAGAGCAGCGACGGCGAGGCGUCGGAGUGCGAGAUCGCCGUGGCCUACGACGAGAAAGUGGAUGAUGCCCGCGAGGCGCUGCAGGCGGCGGAGGCGCGCGUCGAGGUUUCCGAAAGGGAGGCGCGCGUCGCCGCCGCGAACUUGGUCGACUCGUCGGAGUUCGGCGAGGGCUACCGGCCGAUCCACUACGCGGCCUAUGCCGGUCACCAUGAGGUCGUGGCCUUGUUGUUGAACAACGGCGCUCGACCUGGUGAGAAGAACGAGGCCGGCUGCACGCCUCUCUUCCUCGCGGCGCAGCAGGGCAAGGCGGCGGUCGUGGAGACGUUGCGACGGAACGACCCCGGGUUUGACGUGACGCGCAAGCGCGACUGGGUCGACGCCGGCGACGGGAGAUAUUUGUGCCCUUUGGAUGUCUGUAGACCCGCGGACGGCAAGCGCGUCCCUUCGAGGGCGGCGACGCGCGACGCGCUCAUGGAGGGCCUCGACAAGAUCGAUGUCAGGCCGCCGCCGGCGCCCUUGCUCACGGUGAGUGAACAUGGCGGCCUCGAGGUGUCCUGGACGCCGGACCACUACGAGGUCCAGACCGGCGGGUUGGACGCGCCGCCCGUCCACGCUCUGAAAAUCAAGAUCGUGCCCUCUGAUAACGGCGCGGAUCCGGCGGCGAUCAUGGUGAUCCGCGCGACGGCCGAGCGCGCGCGCAUUCUUACUGGUUUUGAGCGCGGCCGCGUCGAGCCGGGCGUCUCCUACGUCGCCGUCUGCGCGCGCGUCUCGGCGGCCGGCGCGUCGGCCUACUCGGCGCCGUCGGAGCCGGCGAUUGCCGCGGAGCCGGUCGAGCGCGAGGCGCCGAGCCGCGACGUUGAUGACGUGGCGCGGGAGCCCGCGCAACGGGUCCACCCGAAGAUCGCGCGCGCGCGCGCCGCCAUGCUCACGAACCGCGAGAAGCGCCGCCGCGUCCAGGAGCUGAUCCGAACACCCAUGGCGUCGUCGUCACGCCCGUCGCCGCGCGGCGCGUUCGACGCGGAACCCGCGGCCGCGGCGCCCGGGCCCGCCGCCGGGGACGCCCUCGACCUCCUCGACGACGACGAUGAUGAGGUCCCGGCGCCCGCGCCUGCCCCCUAGCUCUUUUUUAACUACCGAUACUACUG
Messenger RNA from Pelagomonas calceolata, 1613 nucleotides. The record is from the annotation of a GenBank genome assembly. NCBI's taxonomy places the organism in Eukaryota, Pelagophyceae, Pelagomonadales, Pelagomonadaceae.